Messenger RNA from Apis mellifera (honey bee), 1939 nucleotides. RefSeq names its product arginine-glutamic acid dipeptide repeats protein. The coding region runs from base 828 to 1580 and encodes 250 amino acids. The record is from RefSeq and is a predicted model, not a curated record. Gene Ontology annotation, molecular function: histone deacetylase binding; transcription corepressor activity. Gene Ontology annotation, biological process: negative regulation of transcription by RNA polymerase II. Gene Ontology annotation, cellular component: nucleoplasm. The transcript is spliced from 5 exons. Lineage: Eukaryota; Metazoa; Arthropoda; Insecta; Hymenoptera; Apidae.
UCGAAUACGAAUGAGCGUAAUAAAUAAACAUCUCGCGUAAGAAAAUUUCAGAAAAUACCCCGACGUUGUGGAUGUAUCCUCCGAGCUUAUCUUAUCUCACGGAUUGACACGGUGUCUCUAACUCUCCGUCUAGUUUCGUUCAGUUUUCUUCUGGGAUCAGCCCGAUGUGUACCGUGAAAUUGCACGCACGCUUUCAAAUCCCACCACGUUCGAAACGAUUAAUAUUUCCUAUGAUAUUACGAACGCGAUGUUUUAAUCUGUUCGCCUUCGCUUCGAAAAGGUGUAAUCGCGAUCUCCAUCGUUUCAUCGAGAUAACUUUCCCAUUGAGAAUACGUGACCGUUUCCAAGUUCUCAAUGCUUCGUCCAUUUUUCAAGAAAUCAGAGAAGAGAUUCGUUUCGAACAUUGAAACGUUCGACAUGUGUACAUAUCACGAACAAUGGAUGUCGGGAUGAUGGAAGAAGAGACGAGACGGACGGAAUAACUGUUAGAUUUGUUGCAAUGGGAAUUUUCCAUUUCCGCCCAUCCCGGAAGAAAAAAUAUGACAAUUAUGCGAAAAACGGCGAACAGGAUUGGGGAGAGGUGGUUAAUUUCCAUACCUUUCCGUACCGAGAGAUCCUUUACCCCCAACGGCAGGUAGUGGACAGCUCUAUUUUAUAAUAGGUAGUACUUUGACUUGCACGACAUGCAAGGGUCAUUCUUGUGCAUCAAGUGCUAGGAUUCACAUCGUGAAGAUUCACAUAGUGAUCUCGCUAGUGCCGUGCCAAUUUGUCGUGAUAUUCGAAUAUCGAAAAUCAAGUAAUAUCAAGAUACAUAUCAAACCUACGUAAUGGGGAAAAGGAAGAACGUUAAUCCAGAAGAGAAGACGUAUGAUACGGCAGAUAUCCCCGAAUGUCGGGAGCGAACCGACUUGGAGAAGGAAUAUCGCGAUUUUCCGGAGGAGAAGUUGUGGAGCCCGAGCGAAGAAGUCGAUACGUGGUUUUCGGAUUAUAAUGUAAUGGCGCGAUCUGUAUUGACUUUUGUACAAGAGAAACAGGGAAUUUCUAACGAGGAAGCGAUGGAAAACGCCUGUUCAGGUUAUGCGGAGCAAUACAUCACCGAUGUUCUACACGAUUCUGAUUAUCUGCCAGAAGUGGCACUGAAAAAAUUAUUGAAUAAAGAAUUGCCACAAAAAUUGGUAGAAAAAUGGAAUCAACAGGACAUCAAAACAUUUGAAAAGGGCUUUUUAACUUACUGGUCAAAUUUCGGGAUUAUCCAGCGGAAACUGCUUCCUCAUAAAAAUGUGGAGGACAUCGUGGAAUUUUAUUACGUGUGGAAACGGACCGAAGCCGGAAGAAAAUUGAAGCGUUCUUGUACCCGCCGUCCUAGACGCUUCACUAUGCGUCGUAUUUCCGCGGAGUUGUCAUCUAUAUCGAAGACGGAGAAUAUCCUGCAAAAUGCUGCGAAACUUCCUCCAAAGAGGAGAGGGAAGAAGAAUACUAAAGGGGUGAGGAAAACUAGACCGACUCAGAAGAAACACACGAGAGCAAAAAAAUGUUCAACCAAUAAACGUUUAACAACAAAACGAGCGAACAAAACUUAAACUUGUCGUGAUACAACGUUACGAUAUUCAAGACUCAGGGUUCAAGAUGUUGAUUAUCCCAUUUUCUUUUUGCUAUUUUACACGUAUAUCUAAAAAACAAAAUGAUAAUUGACUCUAUAUAUAUAUAUAUAUACAAACAUAUAUUAUAUAUGAAAGAAAAAAAAAAAAAAAAGAAAAAAAAAAGUGAUUUUACCAUAGUUAAUUUUUGAAGAUUUUGCGAGAUCACUUUUUCUGUUUCUAUAGAAUAGAGAAGAGGAAGGGGGAGAAUUAAACAUUCACUUCAAAAAUUUUUAUCAUCACCUCUGUUUUGGAACAUAGAAUCGAAGGACUUAUCACUAGUCAUUAGUUAAAAAAAAAAA